This is a messenger RNA of Vitis riparia (riverbank grape), 1753 nucleotides long. RefSeq lists its product as uncharacterized. The transcript has 6 exons. Lineage: Eukaryota; Viridiplantae; Streptophyta; Magnoliopsida; Vitales; Vitaceae. The record is from RefSeq and is a predicted model, not a curated record. The coding region runs from base 148 to 1623 and encodes 491 amino acids.
UACUGAUCUACUGCUUCCUCGCCUAACCUCCGAUGUUCUAGGAGACUUGUGACGCGUCGGACGGCUGGGUUUUGGUUGUAAUAAAAAAUUAAAAAUUUAAGUCAUCUUGAUUCUGGAACGAAAGCACGCGCUCUCUCCCUCUAAACCAUGCAGACUCUAUCAAUGGACGCUUGCAACUUCCCAGGCUCUCAUCCCCAAUUUCUAGGGUUUCGCGCUAACAGCCUCUCUUUUUCUUCCUCAUCUCCAAGCCCUGUCUCCUUCCCCAAUCGGACACCCAUAUUCCCCUGCAUCUCCUGCACCUCCAAUGCCAGAAGCCAAAACCCUAGGCGCAACACCCAUGGGGGAGGAAGAGGAGAGAGGCCCAAUGCCAAGGGCAAGGACAAUGUGUGGAGCGUGGACAACGACGCCUCGGCUAUGGUCCAGAAGGAAAGGGAGAAGGCGACCAGAAGGAGGAGAAGGGGUCGGAGGGUGAGGACUGUCAAAAGGAGUAAGGGCGAUAGGGUUAUGAUUUCUCAGGCUAUGUUGAUGGAGGUUGAAAGGGUGCUUCAAACUCAGGAACCUGUAAUUCGACCAGCAUGGAAUACAUUUGCAAGUAGUGUCAGUGGGAUAUGGAAGGGAGUGGGGGCAGUAUUUUCACCGAUCACUGCUGAAAUGGAGCCAAUUGAUAUUGGAAACAAAAGUGAAAGCCUAUAUGAUUGUUAUACUCUUUCCUGUGUUGAGGCUGUGCCACCCUCUGUUGGUGGGCAGACAUCUCAAAUCCAGAGGAAAAUAAAUUGGGUAACACUGAAUCCUUAUGGUGAAAUGCAAUACAGAAUGGAGGUGGCAAUAGAAGCAAAGAAGAGUGUGACAAACCAUAUUUUGCCUAAAUUUGAGUCUUUUGACUUUGGCACAAGUGAUGUGAUGGAAGAAGAUAUCAUGGGCCAUGAGUCUGGUCUUGUAUUCUUCGAGGAUGGAUCUUAUUCUAGAGGUCCUGUUGAGAUUCCUGUUGGUGAACUUGACGAGUCGAAGUAUUACCUUUCUCCAACUUUCAAGUUUGAACAAUGUUUGGUAAAAGGUUGCCACAAAAGACUGCGUAUUGUCCAUACUAUAGAAUUCAGCAAUGGGGGUUCAGACAUACGGAUAAUGAGGGUGGCUGUCUAUGAAGAACAAUGGGUCAGUCUUUCAAGCCUCCCUGAUCAAAGUGAUCUGGAGCUUGAUUCAAAACCCUUUUCCCAGAGGAAGAGAACCCAGCCAUCAGAGCUGACUGGAUCCUGGAAGGUGUUUGAGGUGAGUGCUACUCCAGUCUUUGGUGAGGAGAUGCUAGCAGGGGAAAGCAAUGGCACACCUUAUGUUUACCUCUGCACAGAGACCUUAAAGAAGAGAAGCUUGCCAGAAAAUUCAGUAUACUUUGGAGAGGAGGAGAUGCUAGACAUGCAGGAUGUGACUGUUCUUUGGCUGCCUGGUGGUGUCACAGGUUAUGUUGAUGUCAACAAAGAGGGUGUACUUUGUAUUGGAGUAGGGUGGUACUCAGAUGAAGGAAUCAAUCUGGUGAUGGAGAGGGAUUAUGGAAUAGAUGGGAAGCUCAAGGAAGUUAGAUGGAAAACUGAGGUAAAGAGAAGGUGGUCCGACCCAAUCCCCUUGUAAAUAUUUGAAAGCAUUUCAGUCUCGUAGCCAAUAUAUUUUGAUCGGAAUCUUUUGAAUCAGUUCCCCAGUCUUGUGGUGUAUGACUGAACCUGGUGCAAUGCACAUUGAUUUGUGAAUGAAAAUAGAGAUG